GGAGUUUAAUUCUUCAUCAUUGAGAGAUCAUUUGAUCAUAGUCCAAAAAAACAUCAAGUAUACAAGAGAUGGCUGUCAAUAAUGAAGAGAAACAGCAACUCAUUCCACACACAGAUUUAGUUCACAAGUCUCUGCUUCAGAGUGAUGCACUAUAUGAAUAUAUACUUGAGACCAGUGUGUUUCCAAGAGAGCACCCAUGCUUGAAGGAGCUUCGUGAGUUAACAGAAAACCACUCACAAAAAAUUAUGGCUACACCCGCUGAUGAAGGACAACUUAUAAGCAUGUUGAUCAAGCUCAUCAAUGCAAAGAACACGUUGGAAAUUGGUGUCUACACUGGCUACUCUCUACUCACCACUGCUCUUGCUCUUCCUUCUGAUGGAAAGGUGUUGGCUUUGGACAUGAGUCGUGAAUACUAUGAGAUGGGAUUGCCCAUUAUUGAAAAAGCUGGAGUGGCUCACAAGAUUGACUUUAGACAAGGACCUGCUCUCCCUCUUCUUGAUCAACUUCUUCAAGAUGAAAAUAACAAGGGGGCAUUUGACUUUAUUUUUGUGGAUGCUGACAAGAAUAACUACAUAAACUAUCAUAAGAGGGUGCUUGAUCUUGUGAAAGUUGGAGGAUUGAUUGGAUAUGAUAAUACCUUAUGGGUUGGAUCAGUGGCAGCUCCAGAUGAUGCACCUAUGCAUAGUUUUAUUAUGAAUUUACGUGGUUAUGUGAUUGAGUUCAACAAGUAUUUAGCUCAAGAUUUAAGGAUUGAAAUUUGUCAGCUUUCGGUAGGUGAUGGAAUUACCUUAUGUCGUCGCAUCUAUUGAUCUCUCCUUCUUGGCAAUUUGUUUGCAUUGAGAAUAUUUGGAUUUUUAUCAUAAGUAUUUAAACUUUUAAUAAAGCUAUGGCUCAUGGUAUGUAUAACAACAACAAUAGACGACGUGGAUUAUGAUUGAAAUAAAUUUUUAUAGAUUUUUAAUUUAUAAAAAAUCCUAGAGUUUGAAUUAAUUUUAAAGAGAAUAAUAAUAUAUAUGAGAAGAUUCGAGUGUAUCAAAUUUA
This is a messenger RNA of Medicago truncatula (barrel medic), 1041 nucleotides long. RefSeq names its product caffeoyl-CoA O-methyltransferase 5. Gene Ontology annotation, molecular function: O-methyltransferase activity; S-adenosylmethionine-dependent methyltransferase activity. Lineage: Eukaryota; Viridiplantae; Streptophyta; Magnoliopsida; Fabales; Fabaceae. Bases 69 to 809 code for a protein of 246 amino acids. The transcript has 5 exons. The record is from RefSeq and is a predicted model, not a curated record.